Messenger RNA from Dentiscutata erythropus, 1782 nucleotides. The record is from the annotation of a GenBank genome assembly. Lineage: Eukaryota; Fungi; Glomeromycota; Glomeromycetes; Diversisporales; Gigasporaceae.
AUGUAUGGAUUACCUGAAGAAUCGGAAGGAUGUAAAUUAAAAGGAAAAGUAUUGUUGACUAGUACUAAAGGAUUGAAAAUAAAAAGUUUUAAUUUUGCUUUUAUCGGUAAAACAAAUGUUACUUGUUGUCCUUUUAUAACUUCUACGAGACCUGAAUGUAACGAAACACAAACAGUAUGUCGUAGAGAAUGUUCAUUCCCUUCACCUCCACGAAUUCCUCCUGGAAUUCAAGAAUUUAAAUUUGAAGUUGAUCUUCCUGGUCAUUUACCUUCUUCAUUCAAAGGCACACGUGGAAAAAUCGAAUAUUGGUGUUACGUAAUUAUAGAAAGACCAAUGUUUCAUGCUGAUAUAUCAAUAAAAAAACCUGUGAUAAUUCGACGUUCUUUAAUACCAAAUGAUAUAUUAGCUUCACCAAUUACUUUACAAGAUCGUUUAACAACUUUUACUGAAGGUAUAUUAGAUGAAAAAGUUCAAUAUCAUAUUAAUGCUCCAAUAAUGGCUUAUAGAGAAGGUGGGUUGGUUUCUAUUCAAUUAUCUUUGAAACCAUUAAGUUCCAAUAUAAUUGUGAAAUCGGUUGAAUAUGGUUUAAAAGAGGUUGUACAUUAUCAUAAAUCGGUACAAAUUAAUUUUAGACUAUGUCCUUGGGUAAAUAGUGAUCUUGAUAGUUCAUUAAUUAAUGUUAUUCAUCAACUUUCUUUCACUAUUGAAAUCGAAAUUUCUCAACUAAUUAUUAUUGAAGGAGAAAAUUGUACUAGUGGUUUAAUUGACAAUUCUAAUUCUACUUUAAAUUCUUAUUAUGAUAAUUCCGAUGAUAUUUCUGAAGAAGAAGAAAAUCUUAAUUAUAUUGAUGAUUAUAUUAAUAGAUUUAGAUUUUCUUCGGUUUCUCGUUUUUCUAACUUUUCUUCUUACGCUGAUUCGGAGAUUAGAAAUUCUUUUAUUGAACCUAGAACAAGGCUAUCAAUAUAUCCUUCUCCUGCUUCUCCUCUUUCUUCUCCUCUUUCUGUUUCCGCUCCAAAUAAUUUUGAUUCUCCUUAUAGUUAUAAUGAUUAUCUUCGUCGUUCAAGUUUUUCUGAUAUACCUUCUCAAAUUUUAUAUAAUUCCGAUACACCAAGUUCUCAAUCAUCUUCUCAGUAUUCUGAUGUAAACUUUCAUCAAUCAUCAAGUACUAUGUCUGAUUUUCAUCGUUCUUCUCACCGUUCUUCUCAUCAUUCUUCUCAUCAUUCUGAUACAAACUUUCUACAAUCUUCAAAUGCUAUGUCUGAUUUUCAUCGUUCUUCUCAUCAUUCUGAUGUAAAUUUUCGACAAUCUUCAAACGCUAUGUCUGAUUUUCAUCGUUCUUCUCAUCAUUCUGAUGUAAAUUUUCGACAAUCUUCAAACGCUAUGUCUGAUUUUCAACGUUCUUCUCAUGCUUCUCGUCAUUCUGAUGAAAACUUUCGACAAUCUUCAACUUCAAACGCUAUAUCUCUUAACAUUCAAAGUUUAAAUAAUCUUAUCAAUCAUCGUGAAACAUUAAAUAAUACUACUUUGAAAAAAACAAUUUCUCAUAGAGAACAAUUAUCUUUAGAAAUUCCAUUAAUUAUAACAACAAAAUCAAGUUAUAGUUAUCAUUCAAAUAGAACUAGUAUGAGAAGUAAUUUUAGAAAUAGUAUGAUAAAUAAUAUGGGAAGAAAUUCUACAAAUAUUGAUAAUGAAAGAUCUCCUCCUUAUUCUAUGGUUGAUGAACCUCCGGCUUAUAUGUAUGCAGCUUUAGUACCUCCUCCACCUCGUUAUAAUCAAGAGUGA